Molecule: messenger RNA, 390 nt
Organism: Phycomyces blakesleeanus NRRL 1555(-)
Lineage: Eukaryota; Fungi; Mucoromycota; Mucoromycetes; Mucorales; Phycomycetaceae
Exons: 3
Coding region: 1-390 (129 amino acids)
Source: RefSeq, a predicted model, not a curated record
AUGUGUUUUCAACUUGUGAACAUGGAAACCUAUCCCACAUUUUCGAUUGUUAUCAAACAACUGUGCGCAUUUGUGAUCCGUUCUCAAACACAAGCAGUUAUGACAGCUACGCCAUUGAAUAUUGAUGAGGGUACCUUCUCGAUAUCUAACUGCCCAAUUGUUAGCAUGGUGCAGAGCUACAUCCAUAUGCAGCCUGAAGUAGAGUAUGUUUUGUCUUCAGUCGUGGAAGAGAAAGCUCGUAGACACCUUUCGUAUAAAAUUCACAGGGCAAAAUCCUUGUCAGAAAAGUUAGCUGGGCGUAAUCGGUUUUCUCGUUGUCAAACAAGAAAGAUAAGAAUCAAAGAAUACUUUAGCAAGUUAAAAGGACGGAGAAAUGAUCAAAAAGAAUAA